AUGACCGAUCGGGGCACCGACGAGGCGCCUAGGAAACUUGCGCCUAAUUCUAUCGUCCCGCCGCUCCGCUCUCCGUGGCUCGCACUAUUUGCGUUGCUGCUGGUGCUGUCGCUGAGGCUUUCACUGGCCGAUGACGUGUCGAACUGUGAUUCGCUGGGUUCUUUCCUCCCUUCUUCACGCCUCGCCCCCUCCUCUCACCUGCGCUUUGGCUUCCCGGAGCACCUCUGUGGCGACUGGUGGAAGGAGUAUGUCCUCUUUGGGUGUGGGGGGCUGGGGGACGCCCUGAUUGGCCUGGCCGCCGCGUUCACUGUAGCACUUUUGGACGGACGUGCCCUGAUUCUCAACCACCCGUGCCUGCCGCAAGCCUUUGACCCCGCCCACGUUGACUGGCGGUUGACUGACGACGUCCCCAUGGAACCUUCCAGGAAAUACACGUACCUUCCGCCUCCUGACGUCGGCCCUGUUGCUAAUUCACCACCGGCUGCUGCUGGUGCUGCUGCAGGCAGUGAGGCGGGCAGUGAGGCAGGGGGAGAGCCGGCAGAAGCAGAAGUGCAGGCGGGGGAGGUGGUUCGGCUGAACCUGAAGAAUCGUGAUGUUGAUUUGCAGCCACUCUUCUCCCGCCUCGCCCCCGCCGCCAACAUCCUGCUGCGCUGGAACCGCGGCGUGCUCACCCGGCUCUUCAUGGAGGCUUAUAACGCGGACAGGGAGGCUUAUAACGCGGAUAAGGGAGGGGAGGAGGCGGGGGGAGGGGUGGGGGCGGAAUGGGGCAUGAAGGGCAGCAGGGAGUGGGCGUUGAGGUUGAGGAGUAUGGGGCUCAGGCUGCCCCUUGCGACGGGAUGUUUCCUGCGCUUCCUUCUCAGACCAAAGCCUGAGGUGUGGCAACUCAUCCGACCGUUCGAUCAGCAGCUGCGGGGCGAUCGGACGGUUGUGAUUGGUCUGCACGUUCGGUUCGAGGACAGGGCAGUGUGGGGCGAGGGAGGGGAGGGCGCGCCUUUAUCACUGUCAGAGGAUCGAGUGAGGGAGAUGGUGAAUGAUGUUCGACCCACUCUUGAGUGUGCCAAGCGAGUGCAGGAGUGGCACGUCCCCUCCUCCCUCCCUGUCAAGUGGUUGCUCCUUUGCAACUCCUUGCAAGUCAAAGAGGCCAUUCGCAAGCAAUACCCGGAUAAGGUGGUAACCACUGACUUCACUCCCCGGCACGCCAACAGCAUGAGUGGGGAAGACACCACCAACCCAUCCCCAUCCACCUCAUCUCCCUCCUCUUCCUCCGCUCCCUUCCUCGAGCUCAUAGCCGAGUGGUUGCUGCUAGCCUCCUCCCAUUUCUUCAUCAUUCCCAACUCUGGCUUCUCCCGCACGGCUCUGCUUUACUCCAUGCACCCUGCAGGGUCGGCGUUUAUGCCGCCUGAUAAUUGCUUCCCUGAUGUGCCUGUUAAUCUCACAUGGCUUGGAACGACAUGGAGCAGAGUAUAA
Closterium sp. Yama58-4 is the source of this 1467-nucleotide messenger RNA. The record is from the annotation of a GenBank genome assembly. Lineage: Eukaryota; Viridiplantae; Streptophyta; Zygnematophyceae; Desmidiales; Closteriaceae.